Aphanomyces astaci is the source of this 3114-nucleotide messenger RNA. RefSeq lists its product as hypothetical. The record is from RefSeq and is a predicted model, not a curated record. NCBI's taxonomy places the organism in Eukaryota, Oomycota, Saprolegniomycetes, Saprolegniales, Verrucalvaceae. The transcript has 10 exons. The coding region runs from base 22 to 2406 and encodes 794 amino acids.
GUGGAUUCCAACAACGACCGCAUGAGCACCGAGGACGUGCCGUUGUAUACAGGACGCAUGGGCAGCUACUGCUGCGUGUGCAGCGACGCCGCCACGUCUCCGUCUUCCUUGGCGCUGUCCACGGCCGCCACCACCACCGUCGCGGCGGACCCCGCCACGAACCGCAUCCACCUGGUGCAUUCGUCGCACGAUUUCGACGAGUCGUUGCCGACAUCGUUCGAGUUCACGUCCGUGUUGCCGUCGGGGUUUCAUCCGAAGGACGUGUUUGAACAGGUGUCCGCUCCGAUCGAGGACAUCGUGUGCGACGGGUUCAACGCGAGCAUGGUGUGCUACGGCUCGAGCACCUUGAAGCGCGCGACUACCGUGGGCCUGUCGUCAUCGUCUCUCCUUGCCGCGUCCCCACAUGCCGCCUUGUCCACGACAUGUUUGGCCGACGUGCUGGCGGCGUUUGGCCAGAUCGGGGGCAUCCUCUGGCGGCUCUUCCAACACAACCACGGGCUCGAGAUUGGCUUGAGCUGCUGGGUCGUGCACCACAACACCGUUCGCGACAUGCUUCAUCCAUCGCCACCUCCACCGUCGGACCAGCCCCUCCAGUUCAAAACCAUCCGCGUGACUAGUUUACGCCAAGCGCUGGCGUUGCUCCAGCGGCCUCUGCAUCAUCUGGAGGCAGCCGCGCACUUGUUUGUCCGCAUAGCUGUGUACGCACAUGAGGCAGACCAACAGUUGAGUUUGCUGCAUUUUGUCGAGUUGGGCGUUGGAACUUCGGAAGAAGACGCGGAAUUCGUUGGGUUGUUUGACGCGCUCGGGGGUUGUGACGAAGCCUCGACACCUUCGACCGAUCCCGCCUCAUGUGCGCCGCUCACGCAAUUCCUGGCGCCGCUCGUGGCUGGGAAUUCCCAUACGUUUCUGCUUGGGUUUGUGGAUGCCCGCGUGCCGGCGGCGAUGCUGGAUGUCCUCUGGAUCAUGUCGGGCGUCCGGCUCGCUUCGUGCGCGUGCGUCAAACUCACGGGCAUCGAUCGCACGUUGCUGGACUUUGAACCGUUCCCCGACACCAUCGACCAACCCAUUGGCGGCCUCCAAUCCCCAUCUUCACUAACCACCGUAACCCAAAAGUUGUUUGGAGCGUCCAAAGAUGUUGCCAUGCGCCGCCGAUCGUCUGCGCCGUCGAACGAGUCAAUGUCAGUUCCGUUACCCGCUGCGAUCGCUACGACUUCGACGCCCAAGGAAGCUCACCAUCCCAUCGUGCCUCUGCUGCGGUUGCCAGGAGUAGUAGAAGACGCCCAGCAGCAGCAGCACUCGCCGAGCCAUCCCGUCACCAUUUCCCCUUCUACUUGCAUUUCCACAUCUCCAAAAUGGAACCACAUGGUGCCGCCAGCUCCAUCAGCUGACCUUUCGGCAUCGUCGUGGAUAGAGUUGCUCCAGGAAGCGCAUGUCCCUGCCAUGGCUCCGCCCGCGCCAAUUGUGUCGGGUUUGGAUGCCGAGAGUGCUGCCGUGGUGACGGCCACCGAAGCCCAGUUGCUUCGAACUCACUACGACCGAUUGUUAACUGUGCUAAAAGAUCAGCAUGCCCACACAACUUCGCUCCAGCACCAGCUCGAUGAGUUUCACGUAGCUCAAGAAGAGGCCGAAGCUAUUCACCACGUGCAGUUGCAAGAUUUAAAACUCGUCAACGUGGAUUUACGCAGCAAGUUGCGCGUGUUGGAGACGCAAUCGGGCAUGCAAGCGGUGCUGGAAAAGUACGACGUGGAAAUACACACUGUCACGUCCGAAUUGGAGAAAUUAAGGGCCGUGAACCUCGGGUUGGAGUUAAAGCUGGCCGCGAAUGCAAGCGUGGACUUGCGCAAUCGAUACCGUGAUAUUGUCAAGGAGAACGUCAGGUUGCAUGAACAAGUGCUGGCGUUGCGAAAGAAGGAGCGACACUUCUUAUCGUCGAAAAAGAUGGUGGACGAGUCGGCCAAGAAGAUCGACGCUCUUUCCAAAUUGGUCACAACCAAGGACGACAUGCUUAUGGAAGCUAGGCUGGGCGAAGCUAGGUUGAGUGCUCAAGUAGAUCACCAGCAGCAGAAAAGUGUGGCGCUGCAGCAGCAGCAGAGUGUUCUGGCCGCAGAACACGACAAGGCAGCGGAGGAGCUCAUAGCCGUCAAGAUGUACCUUGCCAGCAUUCAAACGGAGCAACGCAAAGCCGAGAUGCUCGAUCGAUUCGUUAAGAAGCACGGGACCAGUUUGCUUUCGACAGAUAAACAAAAAUCGAAUAAUCCCAACCUUCAAGACCAUGGGACAAAGGUGCUCGGCGCCAUUAAACGUACGGUGCCAGCACUCGUGCCAAGUGUCCACAAGCUACUCCAGCGUCUGCACGUACGUAAUUUGAAGAUGCUAGUAUUAUUUCUAAUUUAUUCUAAAACCUAAAAAUACUUCAAAUACGUAUUGAUAUACCCUAAAACAAACUAAUUCAAUUUGAAUAAAAAAUAACAUGUAGGUAAAAAAAAUAUUUAGAAUAUAUAUUCCUAGUAUUGGAGGUUUGAGAUUUUGAUUUGGUUGGAUUGUAUUUUUCAGAAAAAAGAACUCGGCUGUUUUCACGUGUUGUUGGAUCCGUUCGGAGCGAUGUGACUGCUUGUGGCUAUUGUUGUACUAGUACGGUAUACUAGAAGAAGAAUUAUUUAUACAGUCCAACGAUAAAGAUUGUGCGACUUUUCUAGGUCUACCAUGCUUGACUUCUGUGCGUUAUAUAUAUAUAUAUACUGUACAAGUAUAUAUUAGUAUUAUUGUAUUAUAGUAAUUAUGUGUAUAUAUCAUAUAUAUAUGCGAUCUCGUGUUGUAAUACAUAUAUAUAUAUAUGUAUAUCAUGCAUAUUCUCUUGUUUUGAUGACUCUAUUUAUAUACGAGGCCAUAUUGGAUGCAAAUGGUUGUGGAUUGUGGUGGCUUUAAUAUGGAGAUUUGCUUCGGACGUCGUCGUUUCAAGGAUAUAUAUUGGUGGGACAUUGGAAUAGGGGUCCUAGUAUUUUUGUAUUCGUUUUGGCUGACGAGGUCAUUCAAAAUGUUUUAUUCUUGUAUUGUGGACGCAAUGAUGGAAUUAUAUAUUGUGGAUUCGAUACGAAUUUCCAGACCCCGUCGAAU